Molecule: messenger RNA, 4367 nt
Organism: Corapipo altera (White-ruffed manakin)
Lineage: Eukaryota; Metazoa; Chordata; Aves; Passeriformes; Pipridae
Product: protein Aster-B
Exons: 21
Coding region: 487-3117 (876 amino acids)
Biological process (GO): intracellular sterol transport
Cellular component (GO): endoplasmic reticulum-plasma membrane contact site; plasma membrane; endoplasmic reticulum membrane
Molecular function (GO): sterol transfer activity; sterol binding
Source: RefSeq, a predicted model, not a curated record
ACCUCCUCACAGCUCCGGCCGCUCCUGAGAAGACUCAGCUGACUUUCCUAGAGCAGCCCCAGGAGAUUUUUCUUUCCCGAGCCAACAUUAGGCAGAGGACAGAAGAAGGGGGGAAGCUGAACCCGAGCCAAGCCCUUUGCUGGCAAACCCUCGUCUCGGUGCUAAACCUGCUCUGAGCCAGACCAAGGCAGGGGAGGGACUUUGUUUUGUAGAGACGAGGAGAGGAGGAAAAAGAAACUUGAGCCUGGCUUCCCCCUGUGGCAUGUCUGUGCCCCGAACAUCCCCUCCCCACCCCGCCGGCUGUUAAAUGAGAGCACGUGAAGAACAUGAGGUUUCCUGCUUGAGCAGGGCGGGCAGUGCUGGACCGGGCGAGGGAGGAGGAGGAGGAGGAGGAGGAAGGCGAGUGGUGGCUUUGUGGUGUGGUUUACACCGAGAUCAGAGCGAGAGCGCCUGGGGGUGGGAGCAGAAGGAGAGCAAGGGCGUCUGAUGCCAGCUGCCAACAUGACAGAAACCCUGCAGCUCCCAGCCCUGCAAGUGCCCGAGCAGCAGGGGCUGGAGGGCUGUGCCUGGUCCAGCUCGUCCACCCCGACCCUGCGCAGGAAGCGCUUCAAGAUGAGGCGGAUGAAGAACGUGCAGGAGCAGAGCCUGGAGGCCGGCAGGUACCAGGAUUCUCCUUCCUCCAGCAAGGAAUACCUGCAGCUCCCAUCCAUUGAGAUCACCCCCUCCAGUGACGAGGACACCCCCUGGUCCAACUGCUCCACACCCAGUGCUUCCCCGCGGCGCAAGCGCUUCCUCCUUCGGAAGUGGCUGCGUGUCAGAGAGAAGAAGGAGUGCAGUGAGAGCAGCAGCCAGCAGAGCAGCCAGCAGAGCAGCCACGAUGACGACUCAGCCCGGUUCCUGAGCCCUUUCCUGCGUGAGGACAGUACUGCCAGUAACUCCAACCGCAGCACUCCUGCCUGCUCCCCCAUCCUGCGCAAACGCUCCCGCUCCCCGACGCCGCAGGACGCCCCGGGAGACACCAUGGUGGAGAAGGGCUCGGACCACUCCUCAGACAAAUCCCCUUCCACGCCGGAGCAGGGUGUCCAGCGGAGCUGUUCCUCCCAGUCAGGCCGCAGUGGGGCCAAGAACUCCAAGAAAAGCCAGAGUUGGUAUAAUGUGUUGAGUCCAACGUACAAACAACGGAAUGAGGAUUUCAGGAAACUCUUCAAGCAGCUCCCGGACACGGAGCGACUCAUCGUGGAUUACUCAUGUGCUCUCCAACGAGACAUCCUCCUGCAGGGCCGCCUCUACCUCUCGGAAAACUGGAUCUGCUUCUACAGCAACAUCUUCCGCUGGGAGACACUGCUGACCGUUCGCUUGAAGGACAUCUGCUCGAUGACCAAGGAGAAAACAGCCCGGCUCAUUCCCAAUGCCAUCCAAGUUUGCACUGACACUGAAAAGCACUUUUUUACUUCCUUUGGGGCUCGAGACAGGACGUACAUGAUGAUGUUCAGACUCUGGCAGAACGCUCUGCUUGACAAGCCUCUGUGUCCAAAGGAGCUCUGGCACUUUGUCCACCAGUGCUAUGGGAACGAACUGGGUCUGACCAGUGAUGAUGAAGACUAUGUGCCUCCUGAUGAUGACUUCAACACAAUGGGUUACUGUGAGGAAAUCCCCGUGGAAGAGAACGAAGUCAACGACAGCUCCUCCAAGAGCAGCAUGGAGGCCAAGCCAGAAGCCAGCCCUCAGCUGCCAAAGAAAUCUGUCACUGCCAGCACCCUGACAUCCACGGGCAGCAGUGAAGCUCCAGCCUCGUUCGAUGGAGUGCUCCCAGAAGAGGAGGAGGCAGUGGCAGAGAGCCCUGUGGAAAAAGACCUCGGCAUUGCAAAUAUCAUGGGAGAGAAAAUGGACAUCAUUGGCCCUGUGAACUCCCCUUCCCUGGACUUCAAUGACAACGAAGACAUUCCCACUGAGCUCAGUGACUCCUCAGAGACCCACGAUGAAGGGGAGGUCCAGGCCUUUUACGAGGACCUGAAUGGCCGUCAGUACGUGAACGAGGUGUUCAACUUCAGCGUGGACAAGCUCUACGACCUGCUCUUCACAGACUCCCAGUUCCAGAGGGACUUCAUGGAGCAGCGCCGGUUCUCUGAUAUUAUCUUUAAUCCCUGGAAGAAGGAAGAAAAUGGCAAUCAGACCAGAGUGAUCCUGUAUACCAUUACCCUCACCAACCCUCUGGCCCCCAAAACUGCCACUGUCACAGAGACACAGACAAUGUACAAAGCCAGCCAGGAGAGCGAGUGCUAUGUCAUAGAUGCAGAGGUGCUAACCCACGACGUCCCCUACCACGAUUAUUUCUACACCAUUAACCGCUACACGUUGACUCGUGUGGCCAGAAACAAAAGCCGACUCAGGGUUUCCACGGAGUUACGUUACAGGAAACAGCCUUGGGGGCUGGUGAAAUCCUUCAUUGAGAAGAAUUUCUGGAGUGGCCUGGAGGAUUAUUUCCGUCAUUUGGAGAGCGAGCUGGCCAAGACGGAGAGCACGUACCUGGCCGAGGUGCACAGACAAUCCCCCAAGGAGAAGGUGAGCAAGCAAUCCACGGUGCGGCGCCGGAAACGCGCCCACGCCCACCUGCGGGUGCCACACCUGGAGGAGGUGCUGAGCCCCGUCACCACCCCCACCGACGAGGAGGUGGCACACCGCAGCAAGCACGUGGCAGGUUCCACUCAGACACGGCACAUCCCCGAGGAAAGCCCCAGUGGCUUCCACCUGCAGAGUGUCUCCAAGCUGCUCCUUGUCAUCAGUUUUGUGAUCUGUUUCAGUCUGGUGCUGCUGGUCAUUCUCAAUAUGAUGCUGUUCUACAAACUCUGGAUGUUGGAAUAUACUACACAGACCCUCACAGCGUGGCAGGGCUUGAGGCUGCAGGAGAGGUUGCCCCAGUCUCAGACAGAGUGGGCCCAGUUACUGGAGUCCCAGCAGAAGUACCACGACUCGGAGCUGCAGAAGUGGCGGGAGAUCAUCAAAUCCUCCGUGAUGCUGCUGGACCAGAUGAAGGAUUCCCUAAUAAACCUUCAGAAUGGCAUCGGGUCCCGGGACUUCGGGUCAGAUCCAGAGGAGAAACGGAAACGUUUCCACUGACAGGCAGGAAUGCAGGAGGCCAGAGGAUGGUGUGCAAUAUGUGUAAAUAGGAUAUAUAAAUAUAUAUAUAAAUAUAUAUAUAUAUAUACAGAAUAUAAAUAUAUAUAUUAUAUACAGAUUUUAAGAGAAAAAAAAAAACCACAAAACAAAGCCUAUGUAUCGAGGGGAAGGGUUUUGACCUCCAACACUGGCUGAACUGGAGUGUCUCUGGUAGUGGGGGGGUGUGUGUGUGUGUGGGAGGGCUGUGCUCUCCCAGCACUGAGCUGUGCUUAGGGCCGAGCCCAGGGGUGCUCCCUGGGCCCUGCACUGCUCCUCUGUAAUAUUGCUGGCUGUUUGUCUGUCUGUCUGUCUGUUUAGUUUUUGUUGUUCCAAAGGGAAGCAUCAGCGUGAGUGCCCCCCCCUCCCCAGCCCCCUCCCCGCGCAUGAGGGUCCCUGGUUGACUGUAUUUAUCUCUGCAUAAAAAGGGGACACUGUCAACUUCCUGACCUUGCUGGCUUCAGGGCAGAGAGGGUUUGGCCAUGGCAGUCAACCCCUUGUAGAACUGUCCCACGUUUGGAGAGGAGGCCUCGGGGAGAAUUGCUGUAGGUCUGCAGAGAGCAGGUCUCCCUGGCAGUCACCUCCUGCAGAAGCACAGUUGGCUGUCACAGGGGCCAGCCUGGUUCAGAGGGCAAAGCCCAGGAUUGAAAGGAGCUGAAAUCCUGUCCACAAGCACCAAUUUGCUGUUGGUGCAGCAGGAAGAGGUGAGGAGAGGGUGGGGAGGGGAGAACGUGCCCCCAAGGUGUGUGGGUGGAGCAGGGCCACCCCUGUGACAGUGUCCCCUUUACCUUGGCUGUGGUUCUCUGCUUUCCAUGUGCUUGGGCCCCUGCCAUAAAGCCAUCCCUGUGCUGAAAAUCUACAUCUAUGCUUAACAGGCAACUCCCCACAAGGGUGGGAGUACCCCAACUGAAAAACAAACCCCAAAUUGGGAUUUAUGUGCAGCCACUGCCCAGCUCAGCAAAUCUCUCUCCUGCCACUGGUCUACAAGACCAUUUUGUUCAUGUCUUGUCUUAUAAAAUCUGUGGGAAAACAUUAGUGAGAAAAAUAACUUGAUUCCCUUCCCUGGGAUAAAUUUACACAUUUGUGGCUAUGCAGCAGCAGCCACCACUGUGGAUAUCUGUGAUUGCAUCUGUGUUCACCAAGGCUUCCAAAAACCCAGGAGAGGCCAGGAAGUGUCACAGGGACCAAAAAAAAAAAAAGGAGAAAAGAGAAAA